Lycium barbarum (goji berry) is the source of this 693-nucleotide messenger RNA. RefSeq lists its product as uncharacterized. Bases 1 to 693 code for a protein of 230 amino acids. The transcript is spliced from 2 exons. The record is from RefSeq and is a predicted model, not a curated record. NCBI's taxonomy places the organism in Eukaryota, Viridiplantae, Streptophyta, Magnoliopsida, Solanales, Solanaceae.
AUGGUUGUAUUCAGAAUGGUUCAGGCUUUCUAUGAAGGUCAUACUCUCCCAAAACUAGUAACUCAUACUAAUUUGAUGUUGAUCCCUAAGAAAUCAAAUGUUCAUACUUUUGGGGAUCUCAGACCAAUUAGCUUGAGUAACUUCAUAAACAAGGUCCUUUCAAGAGUGGUUCAUGGAAGACUAGAUAAGAUUCUAGUAGGCUUGAUCUCUAGUAACCAGUCUGGUUUUGUGAAGGGAAGAAGCAUUAUUGAGAAUGUGUUGCUCAAUCAAGAAAUUGUCUCAGAUAUUAGAAAGAGAGCAGAAGUGCUAUCUAGAGCACUUAAUUCUUUAUUUGAGCAUGAUCAGUAUAGGUGCUUUGGUAUAACUAAAUGGAAUGCAAACCUUAAUCAUCUUUCUUAUGUAGAUGAUACCAUCAUCUUUGCAUCAGCUGAUAAACUAUCAUUGGAACUGACUAUGAAUGUUUUGAGAGAUUAUGAAAAUCUGUCAACUCAAUUGAUAAAUAGAGAGAAAAGUUUCUUUUACAUGCAUCAGAAAUCAGCAGUGCAAUUAUGCCAAGAAGUUGAGCAGGAAACUAGUUUUACAAGAGGCAUGUUGCCUUUCAAAUAUCUUGGCUGUCCUAUCUUCCACUCUAGAAAAAGAAAAGUUUAUUAUAUUGAUCUGAUUAAGAGGGUGAAAGAUAGGUUGCAGAACUAG